AUGAGUCAAUCAGAUAUCACAAUCAGGUUCUAUUAUGAAGUCUUUGAGACAUUCAGAAAUUUAUUUUAUGAUGACACCAUCACACUUUCUGAUAACAAAAGGAAAUGUAAAGCUCAUCCAAGAGCUCUCAAUUUGAAUCCAGCAUUGACAAUAGAAAAUUACAAGGAUAAUGCAUAUAAUACUGAUGGAACAGUUAUCAGGAGAAUUGCUGGUACUGAGUUUGUUAUUCUCAAUCUGGAAGUGAAAACAGAUUGGGAAACCCAGCAGUGUUCAUACUUACAGAAUGCAGCUUAUUAUGCUAACAAACUAACUCCAACUAUCCCUCUUGACAUGACAUUCUAUGAUGGCCACACAGCCAUAGUAGCAGCUUGUGCAAUUUCAACUCUUAUUAUCUAUUGGAAAUUGAAAAAUCUUAACUAUGUAGAAAGACUACGAAAUAAAAAUCUUUGGCUUGCUGAAGUAGAAAUAGAUGGAUCUAAGCAACAUGUUGUUGUUGAAUUCACUUUUAGAGAAGUUCAUGAUGCAUGUCAUAAUAAUGAGAUUGCUCUCAAGAUUUUAUACUUGAAAUUUCCUUUAUAA
Molecule: messenger RNA, 579 nt
Organism: Entrophospora sp. SA101
Lineage: Eukaryota; Fungi; Glomeromycota; Glomeromycetes; Entrophosporales; Entrophosporaceae
Source: the annotation of a GenBank genome assembly